AGAUCCUCUCUCAUUCAGUGCUGAGCGGUGGUGGUUGUCGGGUCGAGCGAGAGAGCGAGAGAGCGAGCGAGCGAUGACUGCCCAAGGUUAAGAGGAGGAGGUGGGGGGCAGCCGCGCCUUGAGCACAACGACAACACGGGACGCGCCUGUACCGGGUAGGAGACGACGGCGACGACGACAAACUCUUGUUUCAAACGGGGAGCGGCUGUUACAAAUUCAAAUUCCAUAACCCACUACUCCCUCCUCCAGCCCGGCACGCCUCUCACCACCACCACCCACCAUCACCACCCACCACCACCACCGCCGUCUUCUUCUUCUUCUCGAGUUCGCUUCGACCGAUGCUCGGGGACCCAAGCAGCCAGCCCUGGACGAGGUGAUGGUUCCACCGCUCCCGUCGGCAUAGCGACGCCGCAGCGGGGGUGCGGGGAGGCAGCGCUCGCGCGUCCCGGCCACACAAUGGGGGACGUCGCCGGCGAGAAGAACAGCGGAGCGUGCGCGCUCUUCGACCGCUUCGUGCAGGCGGGCACCUGCAAGGGCACGCUGCGCGCCUACCAGGACCUGUGCGAGCUCGUGGACCUCAAGCCCAGUGACUUCAGGACCUUCUACCCCAAGCUCAAGUCAAAGCUCAAUUACUGGAAGGCCAAGGGCCUGUGGAGCAAGAUCGACAAGCGGGCCGCGCACAAGGACUACAAGAAGGGCAAGCAGUGCAGCAAUGUGAAGUGUCUGAUAAUCGGCGCUGGGCCUUGUGGCCUGCGCUCGGCCAUCGAGCUGGCCUUGCUGGGGGCCAAGGUGGUGGUCGUUGAGAAGCGAGAUGCCUUCUCCCGCAACAACGUGCUGCAUCUGUGGCCCUACACCAUCCACGACCUCAAGGCUCUCGGCGCCAAGAAGUUCCACGGCAAAUUUUGCGCCGGUGCCAUCGAUCACAUCAGCAUCCGCCAGCUGCAGCUCAUCCUGCUGAAAGUUUCCCUCCUCCUGGGUGUGGAAAUUCACGUCAAUGUGGAGUUCAAGGGCAUUAUGGAGCCACCUGAGGACCAGGAGAAUGAUCGGAUCGGAUGGAGGGCAGAGAUUGUUCCCAACACACAUCCCGUCGCUGAGUACGAGUUUGACGUCAUCAUCGGGGCUGACGGACAUCGCAAUACGUUGCAAGGCUUCCGGAGGAAGGAGUUCCGGGGGAAGCUGGCAAUCGCCAUCACGGCAAACUUCAUCAACCGCAACACGACAGCCGAGGCGAAGGUAGAGGAGCUCAGUGGCGUCGCCUUCAUCUUCAACCAGAAGUUCUUCACUGACCUCAGGGCCUCCAAGGGUAUUGACUUGGAGAACAUUGUGUACUAUAAGGAUGACACGCACUACUUUGUCAUGACGGCCAAGAAGCAGAGCCUCCUGGAGAAGGGAGUCAUCUUACAGGACUACCCCGACACGGAGAUGCUGCUUUCCCGUGAGAACGUCGACCAGGAGGCACUGCAGGAGUACGCGCGCGGCGCCGCCGACUUCUCCACCAACCACCAGCUGCCCUCGCUCGACUUUGCCAUCAACCACUACGGGCAGCCCGAUGUCGCCAUGUUCGACUUCACGUGCAUGUACGCGUCGGAGAACGCGGCCCUCGUGCGCGAGCGUCACGGCCACCGGCUGCUCGUCGCCCUCGUCGGUGACAGCCUGCUGGAGCCUUUCUGGCCGAUGGGCACAGGCUGUGCCCGAGGGUUUCUUGCUGCAUUCGAUUCCGCCUGGAUGAUCCGAAGUUGGGCCCAGGGCACCCCACCACUGGAGGUUUUAGCUGAAAGAGAAAGUAUUUAUCGACUCUUGCCUCAAACAACGCCUGAGAACAUAAACAAGAACUUCAGCCAGUACAGCAUCGAUCCCACCACGCGCUACCCCAACGUCAACCUGAACUUCCUGCGAGCCAGCCAGGUGCGGCACCUGUACGACACGGGCGAGGCGCGGGAGACCGCUAUGGACGUGGAAAGUUCGCUGGGGGCCGAUUCUCGGCUCACGAGGCACGACUCGAUCGUGCGCUCCAGCAAGCUGCUGAACUGGUGCCAGCGGCAGACCGAGGGCUACCGCAGCGUGCGCGUCGUCGACUUCACCGGCUCGUGGAAGAGUGGCCUGGCCCUCUGCGCCAUCAUCCACCGCUACCGGCCCGACCUCAUUGACUUUGACUCCCUGGAUGAACGCAACGUCGCUGGGAACAACCAGCUGGCUUUCGACGUGGCGGAGCGCGAGUUCGGCAUCUCCCCCAUCAUCACGGGGCAGGAGGUGGCGGGUGUGGCCGACCCUGACAAGCUCAGCAUGGUCAUGUACCUCUCGCAGUUCUACGAGAUGUUCCGUGACACGCUACCCCCCGCUGAGUACAACAAGCUCAUGGGUGAGGAUGACAGGUCGGCGGCACUGCUCUCCACCAAGUCUCCCAUCUCCUUCCUGAGCAAGCUGGGCCAGACAAUCUCCCGCAAGCGCACGCCACGGGACAAGAAGGAGAAGGAGGUUGAUGGGCUCGGCAAACGACGCAGAACGGGACAAAAGGCGUCCGAUGAGGAGGAGAUGCAGGCCAGGCGGGAGGACCGUUGGGGGGUUGGCAACGGAGAGAGACGUGCCGACGCGGUGUCCGGAAAUCAGAACAAAGUCAAGUCCAUGGCCAACCAGCUCCUGGCCAAGUUUGAGGAGAAUGCUCCACUGCAGUCAAACCUCAAGCGACAGAGCAUAAUGCUGCCCUACAUGGAGCGCGUAGCUCCGCCUCCUUCCACUCGGCGCAAGGAGCUAUCUCGGGCAAACUCUCUGCCUGUGUGCCAUCAGGGCAUCUAUGCCCGGGCUCCUCGCGUUUGUCCCAAGAAAAUCAUCAUGCUGGGCACCUCCCCCGCCGCCACUCCUCCCGAGGCUCGGAGCCAGAAACUGAGUAAAUACUUUCUCAGAAAGUGGGAAAAGGACUUCAAAAGGAGUGAGAAGACAAGGCCGCACGAGCAGCUGCCUGCCGUGAUUAGCCCUUACGAUCAGCUGCCUGCCGAGCAGCAGCCCAGCAUCAGCGAGCGCGCAUCUCACCUGGCCGCCCUCUUCCAGGGGCAGUCGGACAAGUCGCAGUCGUACAUUCGGAUGUACUCGACGGGCGUUAGCGAGAGGGCGGCACAGCUUGUUAGCCAGAUGCAGCCCGCUGGGCCCAGGCCCCUCCUAGACAAAAGGGAGCUGAAGCACUUGGGCUCCCUGCGGAAGGAGUUUCCCCAGAAUCUGGGUGGUAGCGACACGUGCUACUUCUGCGGGCGGCGAGUCUACGUGAUGGAGCGUCUGAGCGCUGAGGGGAAGUUCUUCCACCGCGGCUGCUUCAAGUGCAACUACUGCGAUGUCACAUUACGCCUGGGAGCAUUCGCAUUCGACGUGGAAGACGGAAAAUUUUACUGCAAGCCUCACUACUGCUACCGCCUGUCAGGGUUCAUGCAGAGGAAGAUGCAGCGCAAUGAGAUGGCCCUUGACGUGGAGGUUGGAGACGAGGAGGAGAAGCCUCCGACGCGUUCACCCUCCUCCUCGCAGCCAGCGCCGCGCUCGCCGCUCCGCGAACCGGUCCCCGGCUCCCCAAACCGAGACGCCCUUCUCCUCUCCGGCUCCGCCGCAGCGAUGGCAGCACUCGCCAGCGUUUCCAGCGCGGGCACCGCAGGCGCAUCGGCGCUCCAGCCAGCGGGCGCAGCGGCAACGGCAGCAUUGGAGGAGGACGACGCCGCUGGCGGUAGUAGCAGCAGCACCGGUGGCGGUGGCAGCGUGCCCAAGCGCACGUGGGUGACGCCCGAACGCAUCGAGCUGGAGAGCGGGCGACUGUCGGCACGGCUCGUGGAGCUGGUGGAGGUGCCCGAGGAGACGCUGGCACAGCACAACCUGAGCGGGACGCUGGAGCGCUACGCCGACAUGGGUUUGGGUCUCGGAGACGAAGAGAGCAGCUCCGAUUCAGACCUGUCGGGGGGAGAGCCGGACUGCGACGAAGAUGUCGAUGACGUGCCGCUGGGAGCGUCCGCCGGCCCAGCCCGCGGCUCGGCGUGGAGUAGCCCCCCACGGCUGGACCGCACCCCCUCGCCUGAGCCCCUCGAGUGGAAGGCGAAUCCCUUGGUUGACGUCCGCGUGGCGCCAUCAGAUGAGGCGGCCGGCCCGUGGGGUGGCGGGUUCCCGACGGCGGCCACCACCGCCGCCACCGCCGCCAGUUACACCGACGAUCGAUGGAGGGAGAUGACAAAACAAGGCCCCACCUCCCCGACCGCCGGCGUGUGGGCCGACGCGGCACGGGAGAGAGCGGUGCCACCGGCUACCUCGGUGGAGAACGAUGCCGCGAAGCCUCCCUCGGAGGCGAAUGGCACAGCAGUGGCUGGGGGUUCCGCUGAACCAAAGCCCAAUGGUGGAGCCUUGGAGCCCUCAAACUCGAGAGAGAGGUGUCUGCGGUUGAGUGUGGAGACGGAGGAUCAGGAGGAGGAGGAGGAGGAAGAAGAGGCGGAAGAGGAGGGUUUUAGCGACGAUGAUUCUGGGUCGGACCUGGGCGGCAUGCCGUGGAAGGAGGCUGUGAAGCGGCACGAGAUCCUGCGGGGACGCACAGCGGAGGAGGCGGAGCGCGAGGCCCAGCGGCUCGCGGAGGAAGAGGCGCGAAAUCUAGCCGAGGCCGGUGAGGCGAUUGCGCUGGGGCUGGUGGACGGUUACGAGGACGGAGAUGAGGAGUACGACGACGACGAGGAGGAGGAGGAGGAAGAAGAGGAGGGAGAUGAGGAGGACGAAUCGAGCGAUGAGGGAGAGUAUUACCCCUGGGAGAGGGAGUUGCAAUCCGGCCGGUGGUGGUGUCUGCAGAGCCCUGAGCGUGACCUAACCAGUGCAGUUUCCCGACUGAAGCUAAGGGAUAAGGCGAAGCCGACACCAGUGCUAGAUGUUCAGGCACCUUUGUCCGCAAAGCCGCCCAUCCCGGGGUCCUUGCAGGCAUCGCCUACUGCCGCCACCGUGGCAGAAGAGAUGACGUCUUCACGGAACCACGCGGUCAUGGCAUGGUUGCGGGCGACCAACGGAGCGGAAACGACGGCGACAACGGCGGCGGCAACGGCGGCGGCCACGGCGGGUGCUGCUGGUGCGUCCAACAGGAAGGCGGACGAGGAACCACGGUCCGCUUCGCCGUCGCCUGGAAGUGACCUUCGCUCCGGGGGACAGGCCGCACCCUGGACAAAACACGCGGACGCCACCGCACCUGUGAACGACUCGAUGUCGCCGCCGCCCUUGCCGCAAUCGCAGUCAGCAGAGCCCCAAGACGAAGCUGCCAAGAGUCCUCACGCCCCGGUGCCCGGUCCUCACGACGAAAAGGCGACGUUCGGGGGCAAUGCCCACGGACGUCGAUUCCAGGGAGAUGAUAUCUUGGCUCGAGGAACAGCUACGCCAGCCUUGCCACAUCUGAAUGGAUUACCUUCCGUGUGGGCUGAGCUCCCACUGAAUAUUCCAUCCUCUAAAACAGACCAAGCGCAGAGCCUCGGCAGAAAGUUACAGUGCCCAGACUUGGCGAAGGGGCCUCCGCUCACCUUGCCACUGCUGCCUGUGAGCACCCAGCCCAAAGCAGACAGCGGCUCGAACUGUCUGCCCUCCAAGCCUCUCUUCGCUCCAUCCCCACCCCCUGUCUCUUCGCCAAAUGCGACGUCCGCCGCAGCCUCCAAAGGCCACGAAGCGUCACCCAGAGCUUUCUUCAGCCACUCUCCACUCGGGCCUCCCCCAUCAAAGUACGACUUGCUGCUCUGGGGUCUGGAGAAUCCUUCUUCGGUAAUCCCACCUCUUCCACCUCAGCCUCCCUCGUCUUCCUUCCAGCCAUCUUGGUUGUUGGAUGCCAACAAGUCUCCCUUGGUACCGGCAAAGGAGCUGGCGUCGACUGGGGUAGCGGCGCAGCCUCAUUCGCCUUUGGGUUUGGCGGCUCUGCAGUCGCCGGUGACUUCUCACGCAGCUCCGACAACGCCAUCGCUCUCCAAGUCUUUAUUCUAUCAGUCGCCACUGCUCUCGCCGCUGUCUCCGAUCCCUUCCACGCAGUCUCCCAGUGUCAUCCUUGGGCUGUCGCAGGUGUCCUUGAUAUCUCCCAAGUCUUUUGCAGACCAAGCCUCCCCACGGUCUCUGCAGUCGCCCAUUGGGAAUCUGGAGCAGCCUCGGAUGACCGCGGCUUCACCAGCCGCUACCAAACCCCAGCUCGGCACCGUAUCACCGUCGGCUUAUUUUAUGCCAUCCUCCAGGCCAAUUCCAUCCCCGAGGACUCAGCUGUCUCCUGGUUUGGUGUCAGGUUUACCCCAGGUUCCCAUCGUCACCCCAAGGUCAUUCAUGCAGAGAGCUGGUGUGUCGUGGGAGCAGCCCAGCAACACCCAGAAAACCGUGACAGCCACCGAAAAAAAUGAAAAGCCAGAGUCUGAGAUGACGCACGCGAAGGACAUUUCGGCCGGUGAUGCAGGCGGCGUUUUCCGUUCGACGGCAGCCGAGGAAAAGGACACCAUCGACCGGCACCGGCUGGAAGCGGAGCUGAGCUGGGCACGGUUCGGCAUUGGUGGGCAGGAGAGGCGACAGUCUCCCACCGCGUCCGACUCGAGUGGUACAAUCUCCACACCCGAGUCGGCGCGUGCCCGCUCGCCCGCGCCAAGAACAGAGCCAGGCGCUGGGAGUGGCACCGUGGAGCCCAGACCAGAAAACCAGAUGUCGACCCCCGCACGCCCAGUGGUCAAGUCGGCCGCGGCGAGCAAAGCCGAGUGGCUGAACACACCGAGUAGUUUACCUGCGAGCGAUUCACUUUCUACCGCCUUGUCACGGAACCAUGUCGCCAAAACUGUGGGCAACGGGGAGGAGCUCAACCACGUCGAUAUCCUGCACCCCGAGGACGUGAGCGUGUGUUUGGUGGAAGACGUCCACCCCGGGGCCGAGGGGGAAGACGACCCGAACACAUCCACGUCCCUCUUGCUGACUCCGCCCUCAAGUCCUCCGCCGCCCCCGCCUCCCAACGAGGAGCCGGCGUCGCUCUUUGUGUACCGGCCUCACACGACGCCACCGCGGGCACGCCCGCUCUCCCUGGACGCACACCUCACCCCCAAGAGGUCCGCACCUUCGCGUCUCCAGGACACCCUGCGGCAGAAGUCCCUGGAGGAGAGUAUCGACGAGAUCCCCUUCGCGGACGAGGAGGAGGAUGGCGACGACGACGACGAGGGCGGUUCCUGCGCAGACUUCCGGUCGCCGGCCUCAAGCGUGUUUUUGGACGAGUCGUUCCAUACGCCGCCCACAAGCCGCCCGGCAGGCAGGACGAGGCCCGUGUUCGACCGUGACAGCAGCUCGCGCAAGACCACACCCUGCUCCAAGAUCUCUCCUGAGGCCAAGGAGGUGGCAGAGAGCAGGCUGCGGGAGCGCGAGCAGGUGGUGAAGAGCAACGUGCUGCGUGACGCGAUGGCGCAGCAACGUGAGAAGCUCAAGGGCCGGCUCGCAGGAGAGACCUCGUUCUUCAGCAGCCCCGCAUACGCCCCCCACGGCAAGAAGCCCUCGACGUCGGCGGUGGCGGAGGCGGCGACGAAACCGCCAUCCCUUUUGCCGAGCGACCGCCACGUGGACAGCGAGCCGGCGCGACGAAAGCACGAGUCGGCGAAGGGCUCCAAGUCCGUGAAGCUUGUUGACGGCGACGCUCUGAAGGAAGAGUCUCAGGUGGACGAUCUGCCCCCGAGGUCCAAGAAGAAAAUCCCAGCGAAGGACCUGAGCAGCGAGACGUCGCACACGUCUAGCGAGGACGUGCCGGGCAAGAGCAAGAAGCGCGCCUCGCUUUUCUCGCCGAGGAAAAACAAGAAGGACAAGGCGGCCAAGAUGGAGAGCCAGCGCGCGGCGGACGCGGCCGCCCUUGCGAACGAGAGCAACGCGAGCAUCGCGAAAUCUCGCUCGCCGCUCUGGAAGGUGUUCUCGCACGGAUACAGGAAGGAGCGCAGGAAGGAGAAGGAGCUGGAGGAGAGGACGAGGUCGAGCACCACGUCCAGCGUGGGCACGGUGGACUCAGCCACGGAGCAGCCAAUCAUCACAGCCACCCCCAAGCCAAUGGCGCUGCACCCUGUGCUGGCCAUGCGGAGGCAAGCCAGCCAGACAGAGGACGACUCGGAGCUGUCGAGCGAAGAGGUGCUCAACGACCCAUCCUGCCAGCGUGGGCGACGGCGCGAGACCCGCGAUAUUUUUGACCGCGUUCAGCCCCUGCUAAGAGAAGGGCAGUUACAGUUCACUUAUGUUCCGCAUGCCUUGGCCUUCAAGAGCUCGUUUGUGCUCAAGAAGCCGUACACGGAGGAGGAGCUGAAUGAGAAGCUGACGCGCAGGGUGCAACGUGCGGCGCGCAAGCAGGCCAAGCAGGAGGAACUCAAACGGCUGCACCGUGCACAGAUCAUCCAGCGGCAGCUGGAGGAGGUAGAGGAGAAGCAGCGAGCCCUGGAGGAGCGAGGCGUGGCCGUGGAGAAGGCCCUGCGUGGGGAGGCAGACUACUGGGGAGACACUAAUAACACUGUAGAUAUCUACGGAUUACAGCUGGUUGUCGAGUCAAUAGCUGGACCCCCACAACGGCGCGCUCUUUCCUUCUGUCCUUGCUGUUCUCCGAAACGAGGAGGACUCGGGAAGAAAGACGACCCGCGCCUCAUGCAGGAGUGGUUCAAGCUGGUGCAGGAGAAGAACACCAUGGUUCGCUACGAGUCCGAGCUCAUGAUCUUUGCCAGAGAGCUGGAGCUUGAGGAUCGACAGAGUCGCUUGCAGCAGGACCUGCGUGAACGGAUGGCUGUCGACGACGCGCAGAAGAGCGAGGCGGAGCUGUCGGAGGAGAAGCGGAUCCUGAGCGAGAUGCUGGACGUGGUGGAGCAGCGCGACUCGCUCGUGGCGCUGCUGGAGGAGCAACGACUGCGCGAGCGCGAGGAGGACCGUGACAUCGAGGCCAUCAUGCUGUCACGUGGCUACACCUUCAACUGGACGUGAGCGCCGCUGGCCCCCUCCGCUCCCGGCCGCUGCAUUGAGGGUGGUUCUUUGCCGGCUGAAUGUCGAGUGCGGGCCUCGCCGCAGCGCUUGAGGAAAGAAGGAGGGGGAGUGUAGCUCGUAGGCUGCUGGCCCAACGGCCUAACAGUGCCAGCCCUCCUGCACUACAGUACGUCUUCCCGUCUCCUUCCUCUCUUGUUUAUUUAACAAAUUCUUAAAUUUCCUCCUGUCUUGAUUUUUGCGGUCAUCUUUUUUGUUAUCGUGCAGGGUAGCUUCACUGAGCUGUGAGCAGCUCGUUUUGUAAGUAGGCCCAUGCUUCCUUUCAACUGGGCACUCGUGCUAAAGAAGCUUUUCCACGGUAAUACCGGCACGCGACGAUGGGCCUGCUCCUCCGAACAAUGUCACAGGGGUCAGCAAAAUGGAAACAGGCAUGGGGGCAUGCCCCCGCAUUCGGCACACCGGCGUUUUUUUCGCCGAGGUGAACCUCCUGCCUCUUGCCGUCCACCAGUGACGCCUGCUGCCAUAUUAAAUGCGGCACCCCAAAUUCCUGAAUUGCUGCAGACGUCGCUCAACGACGGCGUGAUCCUGCGAAGUGAACAUCUCAUCGCUGCAAUGUACGCUUCGUGCUCGGAAUUCGUCGGAGCUGAACGUUCGAGAAAAAAAGGCGCCCUCCCCAAGCUUUUGGCUGUCUUAACGCAUCAUUCCCACUUGGUUGUCUGAAAAAGCCAUAACACCGCAUCCGCGACUGCUUUGCGGUCAUCAGCGCCGGUUGCAGCUUUGAUAGCCCCAGGUGGCACAGGGUGGACUAAGUGUUGUGGAGUGCGCUCUCUCACUUUUUAAUAGAGUGGGAAUUUGUACAUUCUUUGGGAGAUUUUUUUUUUGUUCCAGCCAACUACAGGCUGAUGUUAGGUUUUUAAGGCAGGUCACUUUCAUCAUCAUCAUCAUCGAAACUUCAAAAGGGUGUAUGUAAUGUUUUUGUUACGUGUUUCAUGUUUAGAUUUUAUAAACUGAGUUAUGCAUAUUUCACCCACUGCCAUUUUCUUGUUGAUUUUUCUCUCACUAAAUUUGUAUGAACUUUUCAAAAAGUAUUAUUUAAAAAUUCACUGAAACCCAACACCUCUGUUUAAGAAUCAGAAGGAAACCAUUACAUCUCAAGACCCCAAGCCAUCAUAUGAGCACAUAAAUUCUGACACCAGCUUCUGAUGACUCCUAUUUGUUGAUCAUUUACACUGGCAUCAUUGACUUGUGUUUAACGCAGUUAUGCUCAUCAGAUAUUUCUCCAGGACGUAACUCUUGUCGGGUCUGUGACCCAUCGAUCCCAGCAUUGCUUCAAACCACAUGGUUCUGAGUCUGACUUACCCUUGACAGCACUUAAGAAUUCGGUGGAUUUAUUUGCCUUGCCUGGAGGAAUGUCCGUACGCAGUUCAUAGGUCACAUCUCACUCCUCCACUCCACCUGCGCGCCGAACAAAUGUAUCCUUCGUGGAAACACCUGAACACUUUCCGCAUUCACUCCGUGCACGAUCAACACGUGUGAGUGGUAACUGGAAGAGCUCAAAAGGAAACAUUCUGCACUGGGAGGAUCUGCCGUAAAGAUACUGUUCGUCAGAUUCUCAAAUGUGUAAGGAUCGUCAUGUUCUGUUGACAACGAACACGGCCAAGGUUACCUAGAGGCGGCGUUGUCCAUGCAAGAAAGCGUGUGUAUCCAUAUAUACACUAUAUAAUGACACCGUUGUAUAUAUAUUUACACAAACUAUAUGUUCACUUUAUGUUGUUAAUAAAUAUAAACUGUGUGUGUGUGCGCGCGAGUGCGAGGUGGAGUGUACAUACUAAACACAGUUGGCAAGUUGUCCCACAAGUAUGCAUGUGUAGGCUUCACGUGUGUGUAUUUUAACAGGGCUUUUAAUGAGCCGUGUGCGUUAAUAAGGAUCAAGGACUGAACUAAAAAAGUAAAAAUGUGCAUUCCCUGCUUCCUGCGCAUUAACUUAUCAAAAUGCUGCAAUGCUGUAUGCAAUACUUUAUAAUGUACGUCGAUUUUAGCUGUGAGGAAGGUCAAUUUUACAACCUUAUCUUUUUUUCUUAAAAUGAUGUAACUUAUCAUUUUGAUACACUGUUACCCACCGGUUUACAUAACUGAAAAGAAAAAAAUAACUUUUCUUAAAAAAAAAUCACAAAGUACCAUCACUGAUUUAUGUGCAUUUACCAUAACAUAAAAUACAGCACAUACAAAAUACCCUGAGAGUGAAUGGUUAAUUGCACAGAGGUUGAAUGUGCAGUUGCAAUCUUAGUCUUUUUCUGUCACACAAACUGACAUUGAUGUGUUGCUACAGGUCAAGUGAUGCAGCAGUCUCUCCGUGUUGAAGUUAGCUUUGGUAAUUCAGCACCAACCAUUUGAUUAUCACAAUUGCUACAUUCUCAUUCACCCACCUCGGUUAACACUAAUGCUCUCCCGAUGUUUAAAAUUCAACAGUUCGCAUUCACAACGCUUUACCUGCUAUUAUCUGCUAAUCGCAAUGUUAAUACAUUGCGAAGUUGACGUACGCAGUUAAAGUUGCAUUUGAUAUUGUUAUUCAUACUCUCUUGUUAUUGUUGCACUGUUGUAGGAUAAGCCACGCGUGCGUGUCGCUGUUGUAUACAAGGUCGUAUGUUUUGACUCGUGUGAAUGUAAAUGACGCUCACUCUGACCGGACACGGCACACCGUGACGGUGAGGUGUAGCCCGGUGCUGGGGUCUUGGUGGCCCUCGGUGCGACACUGGGCCGUGACGACACAGUGGCGGUCGGGGGUUAUUUAUUUGUUGCACAUUGCGUGGCGUCAGGAAUCUUAAGUGGGGUCCAUUUUGCCAUUGAACCCUAUGGGGUUUCCCAUUUGUUCGCUCAUAAGUGUUCUUACUGCAAGCUCACACACCUGUUUAAAAUUAGGCUUUUUUUUUGUUAAAGUCACUCCAAUAAAACUGGUAGUUAAUGUA
This is a messenger RNA of Lethenteron reissneri (Far Eastern brook lamprey), 11903 nucleotides long. It is a transcript of the gene MICAL3, whose product is annotated as microtubule associated monooxygenase, calponin and LIM domain containing 3. Gene Ontology annotation, molecular function: protein binding; FAD binding. The record is from RefSeq and is a predicted model, not a curated record. Lineage: Eukaryota; Metazoa; Chordata; Hyperoartia; Petromyzontiformes; Petromyzontidae.